Pteropus alecto (black flying fox) is the source of this 2566-nucleotide messenger RNA. RefSeq names its product hes related family bHLH transcription factor with YRPW motif 2 (gene HEY2). Bases 150 to 1163 code for a protein of 337 amino acids. NCBI's taxonomy places the organism in Eukaryota, Metazoa, Chordata, Mammalia, Chiroptera, Pteropodidae. The transcript has 5 exons. Gene Ontology annotation, biological process: regulation of neurogenesis; anterior/posterior pattern specification; regulation of transcription by RNA polymerase II. Gene Ontology annotation, cellular component: nucleus. The record is from RefSeq and is a predicted model, not a curated record. Gene Ontology annotation, molecular function: RNA polymerase II cis-regulatory region sequence-specific DNA binding; DNA-binding transcription factor activity, RNA polymerase II-specific; protein dimerization activity.
GGCGUGGGAAAGAGCCGCGAGGAGCCAAAAACCGGAGCCGCGCCUGCCUGGGCCCAGUGAGGGAGGGAGGAGGCAGGCAGGGUGGGCGCUACGCGCCGCUCGGAGUCUGUGGCUCCGGCCGGGCUGCGACCCGCGCCGUCUUUGCCGCGAUGAAGCGCCCAUGCGAGGAGACGACCUCUGAGAGCGACAUGGACGAGACCAUCGACGUGGGAAGCGAGAACAAUUACUCGGGGCAAAGUACUAGCUCUGUGAUUAGAUCAAAUUCUCCAACAACAACAUCUCAGAUUAUGGCAAGGAAGAAAAGGAGAGGGAUAAUAGAGAAAAGGCGUCGAGAUCGGAUAAAUAACAGUUUAUCUGAGUUAAGACGACUGGUGCCAACCGCUUUUGAAAAACAAGGAUCUGCAAAGUUAGAAAAAGCCGAAAUAUUGCAAAUGACCGUGGAUCAUUUGAAGAUGCUUCAGGCAACUGGGGGUAAAGGCUACUUUGAUGCACAUGCUCUUGCCAUGGACUUCAUGAGCAUUGGAUUCCGAGAGUGCUUAACGGAAGUGGCGAGGUACCUGAGCUCGGUGGAAGGCCUGGACUCCUCAGAUCCACUGCGGGUGCGACUGGUUUCUCAUCUCAGCACGUGUGCCUCGCAGCGGGAGGCGGCAGCAAUGACGUCCUCCCUGGCACACCACCACCACCCGCUACAUCCGCACCACUGGGCGGCGGCCUUCCACCAUCUCCCCGCAGCCCUGCUCCAACCCAACGGACUCCACGCCUCGGAGUCAACGCCUUGUCGCCUCUCCACAACUUCAGAAGUGCCUCCUGCCCAUGGCUCUGCUCUCCUUACGGCCACGUUUGCCCACGCAGAUUCUGCCCUUCGGAUGCCGUCGACGGGCAGCGUUGCCCCAUGCGUGCCACCCCUCUCCACUUCUCUCUUGUCCCUCUCAGCUACUGUUCAUGCGGCUGCCGCAGCAGCCACCGCAGCGGCUCACAGCUUCCCACUGUCUUUCACAGGGGCCUUCCCCAUGCUCCCUCCAAACGCAGCUGCAGCAGUGGCAGCCGCCACAGCCAUCAGUCCGCCUCUAUCAGUAUCAGCCACAUCCAGUCCCCAGCAGUCAAGCAGUGGAACAAACAGUAAACCUUACCGACCCUGGGGGACAGAAGUGGGCGCUUUUUAAGUUUUCACUGAACUUCUUGCAAUAGUAACCGAAUGUCCUUCAUUUCAGAGUCAGCUUAAAACCUCUCUGCACCCUGAAGGUAGCCAUACAGAUGUCUACAGAUCCACAAAGGAACAAUAAAGCUAUUUGAGACACAAACCUCACAACUUGGAGAUGUGGUAUUAUCUUCUUUUUUAUUUUUUUAAGGCAGCUUGGUUACUGACAUCAGCAACUUUUGAAAACUUCACACUUGUUUCCGUUUAGAAUUUUCCUGGAAGAUGUAUAGACUGUACCAUCCAACAGUGCAUCAGUAUGUAUCAGAAUUAGAGAAGAAAAAUGCCCUUUCUGAAUUCUCUUGAAACUAGAUGGAAAAAAAAUAUUUGUGUUUCAUAAGUGCCUGAGCUAGUAAAGUUUUUUUUCCUAAACAUGACAUUGCACAAAUAAAGAAGUGCAUAGUGGUUAGAUUAAAAAAGGAAAGGGGCAGAAGUCUUCGGUUAGGCUGCAGAUGUACAAUUCCAGACAAAAGUACUCUUUUGAAACCAACAGGUUUUGAUUGGCCAAAAGGAUUGCCGAAAAUAAUUUUCAAAUUUAAAGACCUAACUUUAUCUUAAUUUGCUUUCUUCUUACAGACUUGCCAAGUGGUGAUAUUCAGUAACGCAUAAGCAAUUAUUUCAUCAGUGCUCAGAUUAACAAGUAUUUCUGCCCUGCCUGUAAACCCCCAGGCACUUUUUUUUUUCAUGGCUCAAAAUAUGGUGCUUCUUUAUAUAAACUACACAUUUAGAGAAUGCACCUAGGAACACUUGCCCACAGAGGCUGUUUGAUUCAUGCCAACCUGAAAACUCCAGUUUGUAAAAGAUUAAUAUAUUCAGUUUUAUUUGGACUAUUUUUACAUACGUAUCCUCUUCAUUUUGUCCUGAUAAUGAGUACUAUCUAUUUUUGUCACCUUUUUGGAAGAAGUUCCAUUUCUGGAGGUGAUGAGACAGGGAGAGAGCAUUGGAAAGAGAAGAAUCACGAUUUUUAAAAGCUCUUUGUCAAGCUCACAAUUGCCUUUGACCCUAAAUCAAGAUGAAUGUAUGCAAUGGGAUGUAUAUAAGUUAUUUUUGUCCAUGCCUAGACUAGUGCUACAUAAAAGUGUUUUGGUUUUGUUUUGUUAAUUUGUUUAAUGACAAAAUAAUCUCUUAAUACAUUGAAAGUAAGCACGGAGAUUUUGUUUGAAAGGUAAUGACACAGCAUGUAUUGUUAUGCACUUCAUUUCUCUGCUGUGUGGAGAAAGCAAUAAACAUGAAAAUGUUAAACAUUAUGCAAAAUUAUACUUUUAAAUAUUUGUUUUAAAAUUACUGUACCUAGUCUUUUUUGCAUUAUUUUGUAACCUUUUCUAUGCAAAAGUCUACAUAACGCUAAUUAAAUGAAGUCCUUCUUGACUA